Messenger RNA from Emiliania huxleyi CCMP1516, 4315 nucleotides. RefSeq lists its product as hypothetical. The record is from RefSeq and is a predicted model, not a curated record. Gene Ontology annotation, molecular function: oxidoreductase activity. The coding region runs from base 1354 to 3747 and encodes 797 amino acids. NCBI's taxonomy places the organism in Eukaryota, Haptophyta, Isochrysidales, Noelaerhabdaceae. The transcript has 7 exons.
GUCGUCACGGCGGACGGCGUGAGCCUCGCGUACCCCGGCACGUACGGCCUCCACGGGUGCGACCCGCACGACAGCGGGCUCGAGCCGUCCUGCAACUCGACCGGCUACCCCGUCCGCCUCCACCGCCAUCGUCAUCGCCGCCACCGUGCGGACGGCGUGAGCCUCGCGUACCCCGGCACGUACGGCCUCCACGAGUGCGACCCGCACGACAGCGGGCUCGAGCCGCCCUGCAACUCGACCGGCUACCCCGUCCGGUGCGAGCACGAGUGGUGCUGCGUCGACCCGGCCGCGUGCAGCACCGAGUACAGCACGACCGCGUACGUGGUGGGCGCCGCCCUGCACUACUCGUACCGUGCGUGCGGCUUCAGCAACGAGUUCGAGAGCUGCAAGCCGCCGCUCUCGCCCUUGCCACCCCCCUCGCCUUCCGUUAUCCCGCCGCUGUCCGCCACCGGUGACGCCGCCUUCCUCGCCGCCGCCCGCACGGCCGCCUUCGUCAGUACCGCCGCCGUCAUCGCCGCCUCCGUCAGCGCCGCCACAGCCAGCACACCGCCGUCGUCAUCGCCGCCACCGUCAGCGCCGCCACCGUCAGCGCCGCCAGUCCUCGACAUCGACCCUCGACCGCCGUCAUCACCGCUCCAGUCGACGCGGCGUUCGACCCGGCCAUGUGUGCGUGAGAAGCCCUACGUGGCGCUCUUCGGGCUCGUCCGCAUCGAGGACGGGCUCUCAGCUCACGAAGGGCGGCGGGCCGUGUCCGGAGAAGGCCGCUGCUGCCGCCUCCGUCCUCGCUCUGGCUGUCACCGCGCCGUCACCGUCCGCAUCUCCCACGCCGCCGCCGCCGCCCGCCUCGCUGUCGCCGCCGCCGCCCUCCACGUCGCCCUCGUCCUCGUCCUCGCCCUCGCCGCCCUAUCCUUGCCGCCGCCGCCGUGGCCGCCGCACUCGCCCUCCGCCACCGCAUCCCCACCCUCGCCGUCGCCUCCGCCCUCGCCGCCGCCGCCGCCGCCGCCGCCCUCGCCGACGCCGCCUUCGCCGUCGCCGCCCUCGUCGCCGCUCGACUGCCCGUGCCUCACCGCCUACCCGGCCGGCGUCAGCCUCGUGAGCGGCGAGGUCGCGGCGGACGGCGUGAGCCUCGCGUACCCCGGCACGUACGGCCUCCACGGGUGCGACCCGCACGACAGCGGGCUCGAGCCGCCCUGCAACUCGACCGGCUACCCCGUCCGGUGCGAGCACGAGUGGUGCUGCGUCGACCCGGCCGCGUGCAGCACCGAGUACAGCACGACCGCGUACGUGGUGGGCGCCGCCCUGCACUACUCGUACCGUGCGUGCGGCUUCAGCAACGAGUUCGAGAGCUGGUUGAUGAUGACGCUCUACAUUCGCUGGUUUGCUUUGGCGACCCUCGUGGCCGGGUCGCUCUCUGCGUCGGUGCAGGACCAAGACGGGACCGGGGCGACCGACCGCACCCUCAUGUUUUCAACUGUGCCAGGGCCGGGACCCGCCCCCCCGACCAAACCAUGGGAGUGCCCCCUCCCAGAGUACAAGCAGAAGAAGGGACCGAACUCUCCGACUGGCUUCGGGCCGACGUGCGAUCCCACGAGAAUCGGGACGGAGAACGACCACCUGACGGAACCCCGGGAGCGGAAGGAGUGGCGCGAGAUGAGCAAGACCGAGAUCGACAGGUUCGCGUGCGCGCUCCGAGUCAUGGACGAAACGACGACCAAGGAAGGCCGAGCGUGCUACGGCAAGACCUUCUGGGCCUUCGCCGAUCUCGUCAAUCUGCACGCGGCCACCGUACUUUCUGUAACUAAGUUCCGGACACAGUCGUUCGUGCGGACCUUCGAGAUGGCGAUCCUCUCCAUCGACCCGAAGAUCGAGGCGAUCCCCUGGUGGAACAUGCCGCUGGACAGCGCGCCCGUCCUUUUCCUCAACGGGACCGAGAAAGUCCCGGCGGGGAAGUACUACAAGGAUUGCGACCCAAAAAAGACAAAGGAUUGCGACCCGAAGAAGUACAUCUGGACGGACAAGUACUUCGGCAACCAGACCGGGUCCGGCCCAAACUUUGAAGUCGCGGACGGGCGCUGGGCGUACCGGAAGUUGCAUCGAUACGGCGACUUCGACCACGAGUACUGGAGCAGCUAUCCUCCGAAGGGCAGCGAUCCUGCUCCGGACCCCGUGACCAACCCCCCCGUGACCAACGAGUGCGUCGUCGGCAAGUGGUUCUCGCCCCGGAGCCCAAUUGUGGGUCCGCUGCGCAAGCAGAAAAAGUUCGAUCACAAUCUGGACCAGAACUGCGUGCGCUGCUGCGACGCGCCCAAGUACGGCACCGACGAGAACUGCAAGUGCGACCAGCCUGAGGACCUCGUGGACGUCUACAUGCGCGGGCCGACGCUCGACACAGCGACGUGCUCCCCGUACGUCACCCGCAACCCGAACGGACGCGGCGUUGGCACGAGCCCGGUUAAAAUCGGCAACGAAAAACAGUUUGAUGGAAACGGGCGCUCGGACCAGGACUCCCUCCUCCGCUACACGCAGCACGACUUUGACGCGUGCGCCAACUCCAACAACACGCGCAACUGGAUCGAGUGGCAGAACUGCCAGGAGGAGAACUUGUUCGGCACCCUCGAAGGCGUGUACUGCCCGGCUGACAAGGAGACGUGCACGCAGAGCGAGCUCGAGAAGGUGUUCGCCCUGCACUCCUCGGCACACGACAAGACGCUGGGCGAGAUUGGCGACGUGACAACCUCGCCUUCGGACCCCGCCCUCUUCUUCUCCUACCACGCCUACAUCGACAAGAACUUCAUGGCGUGGCAAGAGAGCAUGAUGGACACUGGGCGGUUUACCGACCCUGUCAAAAAGGACCUUGGCCCACACGACAAGAGCGACCCGCCGGACCUAACGAACAAGAACUACUUUGGCUACCCCCGAAACGUGAAGGUGGAAGAUUGGCAAGCCCAUGUAGACGAAUUCGUAAAUGUUCAGUUCAUCGACGGGAUGGUCAAGGCGUCGAAUCAGAGGAUGACACUGCGAAACUGGGUCGCGCCGGUCUCAUUCGAUCACUUCGAUUUGCAGCUGUGGCAGGACUUGCUCGGCAAAGACGGGCAGACACAGUGGAUGCCGCCCGGGCACCAAAACUCGUCCUUGGCGGAACAGUGGCACGAUGCGGCGACAAUGAACGACACAGACGCGAAAAUGAUCUACCAGGUCCACGCCGGCGUCGACCCCAACGGCAACGAGUACGAUGCCGAAGAAAUUGACACUGAAGACCUUCUUGGGCCCGCCUGCUCCAGCCUCACCAAUGUGUGGGGUGAAACAAAUGAUGCCGAGCUGUUUGAAAUUACGAAUGCGCGCGGCAAGCCAGUCCGCGGGGUGUUCAACCCCCUUUUCUCGUCGAACUGCGACCAGCCAACCUUCCCGUCCCCGCAGCCCGGAUCCCUGACCCACAACCUCACGCAAUGCGCCAGGACGUACUCCACGUCGGGUCCUUUCAUUUACAUGACAAAGUACCGCCCCCCGGACUUCUUCAACCGCGGCAGGCAGGCCAACCCGACUCUCCCGUGGGUCCCGGGGACUCUCCUGCAAGACAUCGCCCUUGGCGGGCUCCCGUUCCGCAACCUGUUCCCGACUGACGACGGAGGCGAAUUCGGGUACUCAAACAAGGAGAUCAUCGAGCUGAGCAUGCCGUGCCUCCACGGCCGUGCGCCUAACAACAAAGACAAACCAUGCUCGCCGUACUACUACAGCAAGGGCGAAUGAUCCACUGCAGGGUCAUCAAUCAGGGUGCCGAAAAAUGCCUUCAGUGGCCACACCCUUCUUCCCACCCACGCGGACCGUAGCGCUACCGCAACUAAUCGGAAAAUGCAAUGGAACCAUGAGCCGUUAACGUGGACGUAGCCAGGACGAAUGCUAGUGCAACGCGAGCACAACCAAGCAAGGCGCGCAGAUGUAAUUUGCAGAUCGAUCACCCGACCAUCCCUGCAUAUGCGCGGGCCUUGGUCCGGUGCCGCAACGACGAAAGACGCUUGUCGGCACUGGGCCAAUCCUUGAGUGAGCGCUGAACACUGACUGUGCGUGAGGGGGGGUGAACCGUCGCAGUCUAGUCUAGCGUGCGUGCAGCGGUGGCUCGGAGCGUAAGCGCUCUCGAGCCACGGCCUGUGGCCGGGCUCGAUUCCGGCACGGGGCCCGCAGCGCUGUCAGCCUACGUCUCUGGACUGCCGUCGCGUUGUCUUUCCGGCACCAUACCGGUCGGCAUUGUUGGGUUGGCACUCGCCACUCCUGUUGUAUUUAGUGGGUGAAAUGUUAAAAUUUGAAAGUCGCGCUUCUU